This is a messenger RNA of Aspergillus sclerotioniger CBS 115572, 2129 nucleotides long. It is a transcript of the gene trm6, whose product is annotated as tRNA 1-methyladenosine methyltransferase subunit GCD10. The coding region runs from base 107 to 1834 and encodes 575 amino acids. Lineage: Eukaryota; Fungi; Ascomycota; Eurotiomycetes; Eurotiales; Aspergillaceae. Gene Ontology annotation, cellular component: tRNA (m1A) methyltransferase complex; nucleus. Gene Ontology annotation, biological process: tRNA methylation. The record is from RefSeq and is a predicted model, not a curated record. The transcript has 2 exons.
ACAGGAGCAGCUGCUUGGUGGGGUUACGUUGUCGCUUGAAUUCUCUACCUUCUUGCGUGCUAUGCGCUGACCGCUCACUGCGCUGCUACCACAGUCUAUCGACAAGAUGCAUUCAUACGUGCGACCAAAUCAAUUCGUCGCCUUCAAGCUCCCGUCCGAUGCGACGAGGAUUCAGAAGGUCGUUCCUAAUACACAAAUAUCUCUAGGAAAAUACGGCACUUUCCCCGCCAACCAAAUCAUCGGCCGUCCUUUCUACCUGACCUUUGAGAUCCACGAGACCCCGGGAGAAGCCGACAGCACGUACCUCCGCAUCGUCUCCGCGGCCGAAAUUCACGCGGAAUCGCUCAUCACAGAGGGCGAAGGCGACGGCGACGAUAUCGAGCUCAACGAAGAUGGCACGCCUGUGCGGUCGAACCGCGAAACCAUCGAUGACCGAUCAACACAAAAGCUCACGCUCGAGGAGAUUGAGGCGCUGAAGAAGGAGAGCACGGGGGCUGGCAAAGACAUUAUCGCGAAGCUACUCGAGUCCCACCAGGCUUUAGAUCAGAAGACGGCAUUCUCCCUGGCCAAGUACAAGCUGCGCAAGGAGAAGAAAUACAUGAAACGGUUCACGAUCCUCCCACUAGAUGUCAGUCUCUUGGCGAAUCACAUGCUCGAGGAUAAGGAUGCUGCGAGAUCAUUGGAAUUGCGCGACGAGUUGAUCGGUCUGAUUGGAUGCUGGGGUAACGUGCACCACGGGGGAAGCACCUCUUUUGAUGAAACUGUCACGUCGAAACCAAACGGGCGUUAUCUCGUCGUCGACGACACGGGUGGUCUCGUAAUCGCAGCCUUGGCUGAACGGAUGGGCAUCCUUUACCCCCACGACGGUGAUUAUGACGAGGAACAACAGGACGCUAUUGAAAGGCCGGCUGUCGCGGAAGUGGAUGAGGCCGAGAAGCCCCAGGAUGGAGACGGGCAAUCCUCUGACACUCCGCGUCGGCCUCGUCGACCACAUAUGUCAGCCUCAGGAAACACCAUCACUCUUCUCCAUGCCAACAAGCAACCGAACCUCAGUCUUUUGAAAUACUUUGGCUACGACCAAGACAGCCCGAGCGAUACUCACCCCCUAUACACGAACUUGAAGACGGUCUCGUUCAUGCAGCUUUUGGAUCCCAACGCAGACAACAUCUAUUCCGAGGAACCCCCUGUUGUGCCCGAGGAAGAGCUGACUACAUACAAGCCAAGCAAGCGCAGUGGAUAUCACCGGAAACGAGGACGCUGGAUGCGGGUCCGCAGGGUCGUGGAUGAUGCUCGGGCUGGCGGGUUUGACGGUCUGAUAAUCGCUUCUUUGAUGGAUCCGAGCAGCAUUAUGAAACACACUGUUCCGCUCGUGGCCGGCUCGGCACCAGUCGUCAUAUACUCACCGACCGUCGAACCAUUGACGGAAGUGAUGGACCUAUAUUCCACCGCCCGGAAGAACGCCUAUAUUGCACGAAAACGAGAAUUGAUGGAGCAGAAGGAAGAUCAGCCCGAAGAUCAGAACGAAGAUGGCGGAAAGAUGUACCCCGAGCUGGAGGAGGAGUUCACCCUUGAUCCCACAAUGUUGCUCGGGACGACGCUGCAGACGUCCCGGGUACGUGCCUGGCAGGUGCUUCCUGGGCGCACACAUCCGUUAAUGUCAGGGCGUGGUGGUGCCGAGGGGUACAUAUUCCAUGGAACUCGGGUCCUCCCUGCGCACGAGAUCAUCGAGGCUGCUGGUAACCCAGGCCGGAAGAGGAGGAAGAUUGCAAAGCCGACGGAGACGGAAACGCCGACCGCCAGCGGAGAUGGCGUCGAUAUUGAGAUGACGUCGUGACCUACUUCACUUCCUACAUUAUUCCCCGUGUAACAUAGCACUCCGGCCAUUGGCAGUUACCAUGUGACAUUAUUGCUCGACGAUAACGAGAUCUUCCCGCUGCAGCAGCGAGGAAUACGAUGGACAGACCUGGUCUAUCGAACGGAAUGAUACCACUCUGAUCUCAGUCAAAACGCUUCAUGUUGAAAUAUGCACAGAGUAAAGACAGGACUACGGCCCGACGUUGUUCAUACGCUGAGUUGUACGCCGCUAGAGAGCAAACAAAAGCAGAUCUAUCUUAGAAGCUCUUUCCCAU